Molecule: messenger RNA, 3488 nt
Organism: Octopus bimaculoides (California two-spot octopus)
Lineage: Eukaryota; Metazoa; Mollusca; Cephalopoda; Octopoda; Octopodidae
Product: basic helix-loop-helix ARNT-like protein 1
Biological process (GO): regulation of DNA-templated transcription
Cellular component (GO): transcription regulator complex; nucleus; cytoplasm
Molecular function (GO): protein dimerization activity; DNA-binding transcription factor activity
Source: RefSeq, a predicted model, not a curated record
CACACACAUUUAUGCAUACACAUAUCCCAUAGUACGGAGCACUCAUUCAUACACACAUAUAUACGAUACACAAUGUUACCAUCAUUUAUACACUUAUACAUAUUAGACACGAAGUUGCCGUCGUUCACACACACUCUCCAUCUAUGGCAUACACACACGCAAUGCCAGGCUACGAUCACCCUUUCUCUCUCCCACACAUGCAACCACAUACAUAAUACCACUACACACACAUACAGAACCACACUGUAAUGCUGCGAUCACCCUUUCUUGCUCUCUCUCUCUCUCUCUUUCCCCUACACACCUCUACACACAAAAUAACACCACACACAUAUAUACACACGCGCGCGCACAGAACCAUAAUUUAAUGCUGCGAUCAUCCUUUCUUUCUCUUUUUAUCUCUCUCUCUCUUUCUUUCUCUCCUAGACACACACCCAUACGCAUAACAGUUCACGCACACAUACAGAACAAUAAUGCAACACUACCAUCACCCUUUCUUUCUCUUUCUCACUCUCACACACCUCCAUUUACAUAACAACAGUUCACACACACACAUCGAGCAAUAAUGCUAUACUACCAUCAGCCUUUCUCUCUCACUCUCUCCCACACAUACAUCCGUAUACAUAACAACACUACGCCAGCCAUCACACACAGUCUCGCCACCCUGACUGGACGGCGGUGCACAUUUUACCAUCGGCUUCUCACUGUUUUCGCACCUUAACCCCGAAUGAAUGGGAUUUCUUACCUUAAUACCCAGCUUUACUAAGGAAAUGGAGAAUGUCAGCUUUGAUUUUAGUAUCUUUGACACAUAUUCUGUCCCUGAGGACUUACAGCCACCUGCCUUGCAGGCUUCACCAUCACUUGCCAGUGCAUCAGCAAAAGGCAAGUGGGGAGCAGCCAUGGAGCAAACAAGGAAACGGAAAGGCUCCCUCAUCGACUUUGAAAGUGGUGAUGAUGAUGAUGACCUUUGCAGCAAUACUGACGAUCCUAAGAAAUAUGCAAGGCAAAACCACAGUGAAAUUGAAAAACGUCGCCGUGAUAAAAUGAAUUCCUAUAUAACAGAACUAUCAGCUAUGAUUCCCAUGUGCAAUGCUAUGAACAGAAAACUAGACAAACUGACAGUGUUGCGAAUGGCUGUGCAACAUAUGAAAGCUCUACGAGGAGCAAACCGUACACAUACAGAAGUCAGUCAGAAACCUGCGUUCCUCUCUGAUGAUGAAGUAAAACAUUUGAUCCUUGGGGCUGCUGAUGGAUUCCUGUUUGUUGUAAGCUGUGAUAGAGGCAAAAUACUAUAUGUCUCACAGUCUGUAAAGAGAACGUUAAACUUUUCACAGUCCGAUUUAAUUGGCCAAAGUUUGUUUGAUAUUCUUCAUCCACGAGACAUUGGCAAAAUCAAAGAACAACUUAGCUCUUCAGAUCUAACGCCAAGAGAACGGUACAUUGAUGCAAAAACCAUGCUUCCAGUGAGAACAGAACUACCUCAGAAACCCACUCAACUCUGCUCUGGUGCCAGACGCUCAUUCUUCUGUCGGAUGAAAUGUGUCAAUAAAUCUGCAGAUGUUGUUCCCAGCGCUGUCAAGGUAGAAAAAGAUGUUGAAGCUGAGCAUUCCCAUAAAAAACGAAAAUCAGACAGAAAAAACUUCUGCAUAAUUCACUGUACAGGGUACUUGAAAUCCUGGCCACCAACACGAAUGGACAUUGGAGGUGAGGAUGAAGUGGAAAAUGACAACGAACUGUGUAACUUAAGCUGUUUGGUGGCCGUUGGUCGGACAUUGCCAGCAUUUAGUCCAUACAAUCUACCUGAAAGCGGUGCAAUUCACAUGCGGCCCACAGAGUAUGUCUCUCGACAUAGUAUUGAUGGCAAGUUUACAUACAUAGACCACAGGGCAACAGUAAUAUUAGGUUAUUUGCCACAAGAACUAUUAGGGACAUCAGUGUAUGAAUAUUAUCACCAAGACGAUAUUUCACACAUGGCAGACAUACACAGAAAAGUUUUACAAACUAAAGACAAACUUGAGACACACAUAUUUCAGUUUAAAGCCAAAGAUGGAACAUUUCUGCAUUUAUGGUCAAAAUGUUUUAGUUUCCGGAACCCUUGGACGAAGGAAGUGGAAUAUAUUGUGACUACAAACACUGUUGUUCCAAUGCCAAAGGUUACAAGUUCUAACCAAACAGCAGAAUCAAGUGAACAAAUGCAGGUUGAUGCUGCUGUAGAAAGUACAUCAUCUAAUAAAGUUGAAGAAACACAGUCUGCAGGUACACGGACGGGUGCUGGCCGAAUAGGAAGACAAAUUGCUGAAGAAGUCACUGAAACAAUAAGUAACAGGUUAGCAUUUACUGCAGACAGCAGCAGCGUUCCUGGACCUUCAUCCAUACAGGUACAAAAUAAACAUACAAGGACCAAAAUGUCUAUUCCAGAAACAACCAGUUCAGACUGUUCCAGCCAUGACAGUAGCCUUGUGGACUCUGUGAUGAAUGAGCAUGUUAUUAAUGAGAUGACGAACCCUGGCAACAGUGGAGAUGAUGAAGCAGCAAUGGCAGUGAUUAUGAGUUUAUUGGAAGCAGAUGCUGGACUUGGUGGACCAGUGGAUUUCAGUGAUCUGCCAUGGCCAUUAUAGUUCAUACUUUACUGGGUUAUCUUUAUUUUUUUUUGGGGGGGGGAGGAAAAAAUUAACAACAUUUUUUUUUUUUGUAAAAUCUCUUCAUACCUAACCGCAUCUACUUCCAUGUUGCUGCGGUCCCUAACACCAUUAAAAUGUUGUUAAUAUGACCGCUAUUUAUACUGACCCACCCUCCACACAAACUUUACACAUACAUUCACUGUUCACACGGUACGCAUGUACCCUCAACAUCUCACAAUCACCACUGCUUCCUUUCACGUUUCUUAUUGUGAACUCUAUAAGUUAAGAAGAUUGCAGCUAAACUGAAUGCAGGUGAUCCAAACCCAACCCCAAGCUCCAUUGGACCUCCCCCCUACAGACAUAUUCAUAUAUAUAUAUAUAUAUAUAUAUAUAUAUAUAUGUGCAAUAUAAGCAUAUAUAUAUGCGUAUAUGUAUGCAUAUAUAUAUAUAUGCACAUAUAUAUGCAUAUAUAUAUAUAUUAGUAUACAUACAUAUAUAUAUGUAUGUAUGUAUGUAUGUAUGUAUGCUUAUACAUAAAUAUAUCUGUAUAUUUAUGUAUGUAUAUAGCCAAGCAAGGCAUAGAUUCACAUGUUAUCACAUCAAUCAUCCAAAUUUAUAUUUUAUUUUAUAUGUAUAUAUGUUUUUUGUUAAUUGUUGGUUUUUUUUUGGUGGGGGGGUGAGGCCCACCAUUGUUAUCCUCAUUGUUACCUCAGCCCAGCCCCAAGAUCCUGCCUGUUGUCAUCACCUUUUUGAUCAGGCAGUAUACGCUGCAACACCUUUCCUGUGAAUUCAUACCAGUGAGAUAUUCUACAAGGAAAACGUUUUUCUUUUUUCUUUUUUUUUUAACCACAAAAGCAAAAAAAAAAAACA